Papaver somniferum (opium poppy) is the source of this 1376-nucleotide messenger RNA. RefSeq names its product immune-associated nucleotide-binding protein 9-like. The record is from RefSeq and is a predicted model, not a curated record. NCBI's taxonomy places the organism in Eukaryota, Viridiplantae, Streptophyta, Magnoliopsida, Ranunculales, Papaveraceae. The coding region runs from base 95 to 1120 and encodes 341 amino acids. Gene Ontology annotation, molecular function: GTP binding. The transcript has 5 exons.
ACUCAUCAGUCUCUUUUCCAAGAAAAAAAAAAAAACUCUCCCCAGUCUUCUCUGAUCUUAGGGUUUUCUUUUGUGUUAAGUUAAGUUGCAUAACAUGGGUGGUAGUUCAAUCGAUGAAGAUUGGGAGGUAGGGGAGUUCCCAACACCUACACCCAACCAUUCCCGAACCCUAGUUUUGCUUGGCAAAACCGGCAACGGAAAAAGUGCUACAGGGAAUAGCAUCCUGUACAAAGACGCUUUCAAUUCUGAGUGUAGUCUUGAUGGUGUUACAACUAAGUGCGAGCUGCAGUCAACUAGAUGUCAAGAUGGACUUAUUCUUAACCUGAUUGAUACACCAGGGUUAUUUGGAUUUUCACCAGGGCCAAAAGAGACGAUUGAAGAGAUCAGUAGAUGUAUCAAUUUUGCUAAGAAUGGAAUCCACGCUAUUCUUUUUGUUUUGUCGAUUAAGAAUCGUUUCUCGAAAGAAGAAGAAGAAGCCGUUAGAAAUUUACAGAUUCUAUUCGGAGAAAAAAUUCUUGAUUACAUGAUUGUUGUGUUUACUCAUGGUGAUCUCUUCAAAGGAGAUGACAACAACGCAUUGAUUGAGUUUGUGGAUCGCAAGGCCCCUGAACCCUUAAAGGAAUUGACCCGUUUGUGCAAAAACCGAUUGGUUCUUUUUGAUAAUGUGACUGCAGAUAGGAGUAAGCGGGCCAAACAAGUCCAGCUACUGAUUUCACUUGUACAUUUGGUCACAAAAGAGAAUGGAGGACAACCCUAUACAAAUGAGAUAUUCGAUGAGAUUAAGAAAGGAAACACGAAGGUACCUGAGACAGAACACUCCGAGGGGCCCUCUACCUCGGAGAAGGAGUAUUCAGGAGUGCUUGAUAGAAUAACUGAGAUGGUCGAGCUAAGACUUAAUGAGACUGUUAAAAGGCUUGAGGAGAGCUUGGCAAAAGAAAGGGCGGCUCGAAUGAAGGCUGAGGAAAUUGCCAGAUCUGAAAUCGAUGAACUUAGGACGGCUCGAAUGAAGGCCGAGGAAAAUGCCAGAUUUGAAAUCGAUGAACUUAGGAAGAAAUUGGAGAAAGCAGAAAAACAAGCAAAUGAGUUUCAGUCUAACAAGGGCGGGUGUGCUAUAUUAUGAUAUAUUUUUUUUGCUUAUGAUACUCCAGCAUAUAUCUGCUUAAAACAGACCUCUUUUUGAUAAUCUUUUUAGUGUACGUUGUUCUGAUCUUAGGAUUCCUGCAUGCUUUUUUAUUUUUUUAUGAAACCAUUCUCUCGUCUAUCUAUUCAGUAGUAGUAUGUAUAUUAUAAUUUCAUUGGGUACGGUUAUAUAGACUGCAUAUGUAUAAAUAGAGACCUUAACCAGCUCUUUUAGUUUUAUAAAUUUGCCUUAACCA